Gryllus bimaculatus (two-spotted cricket) is the source of this 549-nucleotide messenger RNA. The record is from the annotation of a GenBank genome assembly. NCBI's taxonomy places the organism in Eukaryota, Metazoa, Arthropoda, Insecta, Orthoptera, Gryllidae.
GCGGGGGCGGGAGGCGGUGGCGGCGGCGGCGGCGGCGGCGGUGGUGUGUCGGGGGCCGGCGGCACCGGCUUCCACAAGUACGUGGGCUUCCAAGCCAAUCUGAAGGUCGGGGGCGACGCCAAGGCGGCGGGCGGUGGCGGCGCUGGCGGCGGCGGCGGCGGUGGUGGCGGAGCCGGUGGCGCCGGCGGAGUCUCUCUGAGCGCGGCGGCCGAGGCCAAAGGCGCCAGCCCCGACGGCACCAUCUUCGACAACAUCUUCAACAUCCCCAUUUCCGUGUUGCAAUCUGUGAACCAGUAUCUUAACAACAAGAACCCUCAAGGCGGGCCGACGGUGCGCAGGACGCGCGUGCGGGCGGGCGCCGCGGCGGGAGUGGACGCCGGCGCCGGCGCGCACGCCGACGGCGACACCGUCGUCUACACCAAAGUGAAGGGCCCGCGGCGCCGCGGCGGCGGAUACGUCUACAAGACCGUCAGCGUGCCCGCCUCCCCGCCCCCGGCGGACGCGCUCGCCAGCGCAGGUGGGGAUGCCACAGGCGCCUAAAGCACGUGG